Messenger RNA from Adineta steineri, 849 nucleotides. NCBI's taxonomy places the organism in Eukaryota, Metazoa, Rotifera, Eurotatoria, Adinetida, Adinetidae. The record is from the annotation of a GenBank genome assembly.
AUGAGCUGUCAACUAUUUGAAGAACAAGAUCAUACAAAUAAAUAUCGUCUUUAUCGACCAGGUUAUCCACGUCAAUUAUUCGAAUAUAUUAUUAAUUAUUAUUUCAAUAAUAAUCAAACAGAUGCAAAAAUUCCAUUUGCACUUGAUGUUGGUUGUGGUAGUGGACAAGCUACAGUUGAAUUAAGCUCAUAUUGUGAUCGAGUUAUUGGUAUUGAUGUAAGUGCUAAUCAAAUAGCACAUGCAAUUCAAAAAGAUAAUGUAGAAUAUCGAUGUCAAAAAGCUGAAGAUUUGACAUUUCAAGAAUCAAAUUCCGUUGAUUUAGUUACUAUUGCUACAGCAUUACAUUGGCUUGAUAUUGAAUCAUUUGUUCAACAAGUUCAACGAGUACUUAAACCAAAUGUUGGUGUUUUUGCUGUAUGGACAUACGCAUUAGGUACAUUAGAUAAUCCCGUAGCUGAUGCUAUUAGUCAUGAAUUUACUGAUGUAACAUUAUUUCCAUAUUGGGAUAGUAAACGAUGGUUAGCUGAUGAUUAUUAUCAAUCACUUUUACCAUUAUUACCUUAUAAAUCAACUCUUGUUGAACAUACAAUAGAAAAACGAGUAGAAACAACAAUUGGAGAAUAUAUUAAUUUAAUUCAAACAUUUUCUGCUUGUCAAACAUAUCGAAAACAAGAAGGUGAAAAAUCAUUUGAAAAUUUAUUAGAAAUAUUACGUGGAAAAUUAAUUGAUUCAUAUAUAAAUACUCAACAACGAAAAAUGAAUGAUGAAAAAUUUGAUUUUAAUUCUAUUAAAAUAACUGUAUCAAGUCCAAUACGACUUUAUUUAAUGAAAAAAACUCAAACAAAUUAA